Morus notabilis is the source of this 1356-nucleotide messenger RNA. Its product is annotated as mitogen-activated protein kinase kinase kinase 18. The transcript has 2 exons. NCBI's taxonomy places the organism in Eukaryota, Viridiplantae, Streptophyta, Magnoliopsida, Rosales, Moraceae. The record is from RefSeq and is a predicted model, not a curated record. The coding region runs from base 79 to 1356 and encodes 425 amino acids. Gene Ontology annotation, biological process: protein phosphorylation. Gene Ontology annotation, molecular function: protein kinase activity; ATP binding.
CCAAGAAAGAAACAAGAGUACUUUUAUUUCAUUUUGGCCCUUCAAUAUUUCCUCCAUUCUCUUGCUCUCCAAAUCCUCAUGGAGUGGACCAGAGAAGCCACUAUAGGCUGCGGCUCAACCGCCACGGUCUCCCUCGCCACCGCCACCCACUCCGGCGAGCUAUUUGCCGCCAAGUCCACCGAGCUUUCCCACUCCAAGUACCUUCAAACAGAGCAAUCAAUUCUCUCCAAGCUAAAUUCGCCUUACCUAGUAAAGUACAUUGGCUUUGACAUCACAAGAGAAAACAGCCAGUUUUACUACAAUCUCUUCAUGGAGUACCUUCCUCGCGGCACGCUUCACGAUGAAAUUCGGAGGCACGGAGGGAGGCUAGAAGAGGCCAUGAUCAGAAGAUACACGCGGGACAUCCUACAAGGCUUGGAAUAUCUCCAUGAAAGUGGGGUUGUCCAUUGUGACAUAAAGAGCAGCAACAUCUUGAUUGGGGAAAAGAAUGCCAAGAUUUCUGAUCUGGGUUGUGCUAAGUUUUUCGAGAAAGUCUCGAAAAUCGGAGAUUCUCACAUGGUGGUGUUUUCCGGCACACCAAUGUUCAUGUCACCAGAAGUGGUCGUCGGUCAAGACCAAGGGUUUGAAGCAGAUAUUUGGGCUCUUGGCUGCACAGUCAUUGAAAUGGCCACAGGGAAGAAUCCUUGGCCUGAAGUUCAUGACCCCAUUUCGGCUCUUUACCGGAUUGGAUUCUCCGGUGAGUCGCCGGAGAUUCCGAGAUGGUUGUCUCAAAAGGGUAGGGAUUUUUUGGAGAUAUGUUUGAGGAGAAAUCCUAACGACAGGAUGGCAGCUAAAGAGCUUCUAAAACAUCCAUUUUUUGAGGACUUGGAAUUUGCUUCUUCUUCUUCUUCUUCUUCUCCAAGGAGUGUGUUUGAUCAAAGUGUUUGGGACUCCUUUGAAGCCAUGGAAAGUUCUUCUGAUCAUGACGGAGUUUCUUCUUUAAAUUCUGCAGCUUCAAGAAUGGAGAGUUUGAUUGGAUGUGAACCCAAUUGGAUUUGGGAUGAAGAUUGGAUCACUGUUAGGAGUAAUGUCAAGGAGGAAAGUGAAAAUCUUUGUGACAAUGAGGGUGUAAAUGUAAUUUUGGAUGAUAAUAUUUCUGUCGUUUAUGGCCUAGAGAUGUCGUUUUUAGGUGUUCAUGAGGUAGAGCAUGACAGCUCACUGUUUGAAAUUAUUACACGCCCUGUUGGUGUUAGUAGAAAGAGAGGAUUUGUAAUAGCAUUUGACAGUGUAGAAAAUGAUGUCGUAUGUAGAAACUUGAAGUUCAAGGCAGAAAAUGAAAACUAUUUGUGUUUAAGUGUUUCUAUAAAAUAUAUGUGA